AUGACAAUCAAUACUAAUAUUAGUUCUGAUAAAAGCGAAGCUCAAUUAUAUGGAGUGCUUUUAUAUAAGAAGAAAGAUAUAAUAGCUAUUCAGAAAAAGCUCGGUAUGCUUCCAGACCGGAGGAAGGGACCUAUUGAGAAUAUAUAUCAAACAGCAUUAAAUCAAAGCAAUAAAGGAAAAACACUUGAAGAUUCGUUUGGGCUGUUAUUUGAUUUGGUGGGGGAAUUAAUAGAUAUACAGGGAGAUCUCGAUGUGGUCGGCCACCCCAUUCUUACUACAUUAUAUAAAAAUAUACAAGAUUUUGAUGAUGUAACAUUUGGGAAAAUGUCACUUGGGACAUUAUAUCAUUUGCUUUUAUAUUUGGAAGAGGAUAUAAGCGUGAUUCAAGAUCAUCUUGGCAUUGUCGAUCAUUCUGUUCAGGAAAUAAGUGGAUUAGAAGAAGCCAAUAAAAAUGCAAGAGCAUAUCUUUAG
Rhizophagus irregularis DAOM 181602=DAOM 197198 is the source of this 471-nucleotide messenger RNA. RefSeq lists its product as uncharacterized. The record is from RefSeq and is a predicted model, not a curated record. NCBI's taxonomy places the organism in Eukaryota, Fungi, Glomeromycota, Glomeromycetes, Glomerales, Glomeraceae.